Messenger RNA from Sodiomyces alkalinus F11, 675 nucleotides. RefSeq names its product cytochrome b-c1 complex subunit 7. The record is from RefSeq and is a predicted model, not a curated record. The coding region runs from base 47 to 445 and encodes 132 amino acids. NCBI's taxonomy places the organism in Eukaryota, Fungi, Ascomycota, Sordariomycetes, Glomerellales, Plectosphaerellaceae. The transcript is spliced from 3 exons. Gene Ontology annotation, biological process: mitochondrial electron transport, ubiquinol to cytochrome c.
CGUCCCCCUUCCCCGGUCACCACACAUACCGUCCCGAUCGAUCACAAUGACGACGGUAGUAGCAGCAGAGCAGCUCGCCCAGCGCAUCGCCGAAGGCAUCCAGAGGCGUCCCGGUCUCCGCAGCCUCUUUCGUCCCCUGACCAACUGGUACGGCGGCGCUACCGGCCACCGCCAGCUCGGCUUGAGGUUCGAUGACCUGCUCGAGGAAGAGCGUGAAGACGUCGCCAAGGCUCUGACGCGCCUUCCGGCCAAGGAGGCUUACGACCGUAUCUACCGCAUCCGCCGCGCCGUGCAGUGCAGCUACCAACAGAAGCUUCUCCCCCGAGACCAAUGGACCAAGCCCGAGGAGGAUGUCCCUUAUCUUUCUCCCCUCGUUGAGCAGAUACAGGCUGAGAUGGCCGAGGCUAAGGCCCUGGACACUCUGGAGGUUGUUAAGAAGCACUAGAUCAAGGCGUCAGCCACUCUAGUUGCUCUGUAAACUAGCAAGAAGACCACAGGAUACGAGGGGGGUGGGGGGUGGGGAACGGGCGGGCUUAGGAUGGGAAGGAGGCCUCGUUCCAGCCAUAUGAUUCCCGCGAGGCGAAGUGACCAUAGAUGAGCGAGUUGGGCGGUUUGUGUAAGCUACCUUCCCAUGUAUAGACUCCGGGGUUUUCUCUUUCAAUUACGUUCACUCCA